ACAAAUCCAUCGCAUUCGGGGCGAAGCAGUCAAUCCCGACCAGCAAUUUUGGUAGUGGUCGGGUCGUUAGACUUCCAGGAGGCAUGAUUUUCUAAACCAUCCCAACCCCUCCCCAAUCCACCAAAGAUGGCCUCCUUGCGCCCCGGCCCGACCGAGGCCAUCUCCGUCUCCAGUGGAUCUUCGUCCACACCUCAGUAUACGCCUGUCUCCGACCGCUCCGAGAAUGAUGCUUCUCCCAAUCCAAACCGUCCAGCAGCCGGGUCUCUGAGAGUUCAGACGGCCUUCAGCUCCGAUGGGGAGUCGUUUACUGACGACGGGUUCGAUGAAGGAUAUGAUUCCUACGAAGAUGUGCAGCCCCUUUCGAGUAGUAGAAUUAGCAUACCAAAAUACACGAAAGAGGAAGAGGAUGGAAUCAUCAAGCAAUUCGAUCGCAAAUUGGUCCCUUUUCUAGCUCUUCUCUAUCUACUUUCAUUUUUGGAUCGUUCAAACAUUGGAAAUGCCAAAAUCGCCGGUCUCGCAGACGACCUGCAUCUCUCUUCAUCGCAAUAUGAAUGGCUCCUCACGGCCUUCUACAUCACCUACAUUCUCUUCGAAUGGAUGACCCUCAUGUACAAACUCGUCCCACCGCACAUCUACAUCGCUCUCUGCGUCUGCGGCUGGGGCCUUGUCGCAUCUCUCCAGUCGCUCGCUACUUCAUUCGGAGCUCUCGUCUUCCUCCGAGCAGCCCUCGGAAUCACCGAAGCAGCAUUCGGCCCUGGAGUACCCUUCUACCUCUCACUCUUCUACAAACGCGAAGAGCUCGCCUUCCGAAACGGCCUCUUCAUCUCCGCUGCUCCCCUCGCCUCAUCCUUCGCCAGCAGCCUGGCCUGGAUCAUCGUCCGCGUGAGCGACAACGGCCCAAUUGCACCCUGGCGCACCCUCUUCCUAGUCGAAGGGUUCCCCAGCAUCGUCGUCGCCGUCUUCGCCUGGAUGCUCAUCCCCGAUACACCAGGGAGCGCCUCAUUCCUGAACCCCCGACAGCGCGCCAUCGCACAGCUGCGCAUGGACGAGCUCAAACCCAACCACAAACCACACCAGCAGCAAUCGCCGCAGCGCAAAUCCUUCAACUGGAAAGAGGUCAAGAAGACACUUACCGACCCCAAAUCCUAUAUCACGGCCUUCAUGUUCUUCGCCUGCAACGUCGCCUUCAGCUCCAUGCCCGUCUUCCUCCCCACCAUCAUCCAAGACAUGGGCUACACAUCCCUAACAUCCCAAGCCCUCAGCGCCCCACCCUACCUCCUCUCCUUCCUAACCGUCCUCCUAACAUCCCACCUCUCGGACCGCACCCGCACGCGCAGCCCAUACCUAAUCUUCCACGCGCUGCUCUCUGCAACCGCCUACCUGGCAAUCGCCCUAGCGGGAUACUUCCACUCGCACCUCCCGCCCGCCAUCCACGUCGCCAUCCGCUAUCUGGCCGUCUACCCCGCCACCUCGGGGUUCUUCUCCGCAAUCACGCUCAUCAUCACCUGGACCAUGGAUAACCGGCCCGCGAACGAGGGGAAGGGGGCGAGCGUCGCCCUGCUAAAUAUAGAUACCAAAGUCAUGGUCAGACCAUGA
Messenger RNA from Aspergillus eucalypticola CBS 122712, 1596 nucleotides. Its product is annotated as putative MFS transporter. NCBI's taxonomy places the organism in Eukaryota, Fungi, Ascomycota, Eurotiomycetes, Eurotiales, Aspergillaceae. The coding region runs from base 127 to 1596 and encodes 489 amino acids. Gene Ontology annotation, cellular component: membrane. Gene Ontology annotation, biological process: transmembrane transport. The record is from RefSeq and is a predicted model, not a curated record. The transcript has 5 exons. Gene Ontology annotation, molecular function: transmembrane transporter activity.